This is a messenger RNA of Spodoptera frugiperda (fall armyworm), 2736 nucleotides long. RefSeq names its product 4-aminobutyrate aminotransferase, mitochondrial-like. The transcript is spliced from 10 exons. Gene Ontology annotation, cellular component: mitochondrion. Gene Ontology annotation, biological process: GABA catabolic process. NCBI's taxonomy places the organism in Eukaryota, Metazoa, Arthropoda, Insecta, Lepidoptera, Noctuidae. Gene Ontology annotation, molecular function: pyridoxal phosphate binding. The record is from RefSeq and is a predicted model, not a curated record.
UAAUCACUACAUAGGUUUACUCCCCCCACACGACGCGACGGCGCAAACGGAUACGGUCCGUUAGCAAAGUACGACGUCCUCGUCGUAAUAUGACAUUUUAGAUUCAUAUACCUAGUAUUGCGAACGAGAUACAUUUUGCAGUUGUAGCUAGUAGUCACUUGAAGAGUUAUCGGUCAGUGGGUCAUCUUAGGGGCGGAUCUUUUCCAAGAUGCUGCGUCGCGACAUCACCUUCGUUUUAAGGAACAAGUCAUAUCUACCGGCUCUUUUUGCAAAAGAAUGCCGGAACUACGGUACUUCAUAUUCUACGGUGCACCAGGAGCCGCCAGGUCCUCUAAUAAAGACAGAAAUUCCGGGUCCAAAAUCAAAGCAACUCUUAAAAGAAAUGAUGGAUAUUCAACAAUGUGGAUCAGUGCAACUAUUUGCGAAUUAUGAAAAAUCUGCGGGAAAUUACUUUGCGGACGCAGAUGGCAAUCUCUUUUUGGAUGUUUACACGCAGAUAUCUUCUUUGCCUCUCGGGUACAACCACCCGGCGCUCUUGAAUGCUUUUCAAAAUGAUAGUGAAGUGGAGAGCUUUGGUAAACGGCCUGCUCUCGGACAACCACCCGGCUACUGGCCUAAAUUUCAAAUUAUUGGAGAUGUUUUGCUGUCAUAGUUGCACCACCAGAGCUUGCGGCACGUCAUGACUAUGAUGUGUGGAGCUUGCUCUAAUGAAAAUGCGUUCAAAGCUGCUUUCAUAUUAUAUUGUACAAGAAAACGUGGUGGCAAAACAACAUUUACGGAGGAAGAAAUGAAAACAGCACUUCUCAACAUUCCCCCAGGAGCUCCUGAUUUAUCAAUUAUGUCAUUUAAGGGUUUGAAUAGUAGUGGAGCUUUCCAUGGACGUACAUUUGGAACGUUGGCGACUACAAAGUCGAAAGCUAUUCACAAACUGGACUUCCCAAGCUUUGAAUGGCCAGUUGCUAGAUUCCCAGAAUACAAGUAUCCUUUGGAAGAGUUUAAACGUGAAAAUGAACAGCAAGACAAAGAGUGCCUCGCACAUGUUGAAGAACAAUUUGACAAGUGGGAAAAGAAAAAGCCCAUCGCUGGUGUAAUCAUUGAACCCAUUCAGGCGGAAGGUGGUGAUAACCAUGCUUCACCGGAGUUCUUCCAAGAACUGCAAAAGAUAUGUAAUCGUAGAGGAGCGGCUUUGAUCAUAGAUGAAGUGCAGACUGGAUGUGGACCGACAGGUAAAAUGUGGUGCCACGAACAUUUCAAUUUGCCAUCACCACCAGACUUGGUAACGUUCAGCAAGAAAAUGUUGACUGGAGGAUUUUAUUUCAAGCCGGAAUAUCUGACACCACAACCGUUAAGAAUUUUCAAUACGUGGAUGGGAGACCCGUCAAAGUUGGUUAUGUUGGAACAAGUUAUUAAAGUCAUAAAAACUGAAAAACUUCUACAAUUAGUCGAAGAAACAGGAAAGGUGCUUAAAAGUGGUCUGCACUCUCUAGAAACCGAAUUUCCCUUCAUGAUGAACAGCGUCCGUGGUCGAGGCACAUUUUUGGCAUUCGAUGUCGCCACUCCGGAAUUACAGGAUAAGAUUGUUCAAACCUUGAAACAAAAUGGUGUACUCGGAGGUUCCUGCGGAAUACGUACAAUUCGUCUUCGACCGGCUCUAAUUUUCGAACCGAAACACGCUGAACUCUUUUUGGAAAUACUUAGGAAAACUUUGAGGCAGUUGAAGUAAGAUGACGUUUUAGUCUUGUUUUUCCGUAAAAUUAAUAGUUAUUUCAGUAAUUUUGUUGUUUAACUAACGUAAAAACUAGGUCUAUCGAUCUAUUCAUUGUUUAUUGGGAAUCAGAGAUUACUUAUACGUCGAAAGUAUAAUUAGAUAUCUUAAGUAUUGCCUGUAUUUUUAAGUGCCAUAAGUUUUUUUUUGUAUAACUUUUUUUAAUUUUAAAUGUUACUGCAAAGGUAUUUUUAAAGCAUUUAAUUUAGCUUUAGCACUGUACCUUUUAUUUCGAUGCGACUGUGAAAUUAAAAAAAGAAAGUAUUGCGAUACGAUUUAAAACACGUGAAUUGGUUAACGUAACAAAAUGUUUUUUUUAACGGUGAAUAUUGUAUUUAUUAUGAUUGUUAUUUUGUAAUGUCUUAUGUAUUCUAACUAAAUGUGUCGUAUCUAUUUCAUGACUAUGGUUGUAUUGAGACAUAUUUAUUAUUGUAAUAUGAUGUAUAUAAUUGAUUUCAUUAAUAUGUGGGAGUCAACCCACUUGAUUCCUAUUACAUAUAGUAACGUUAUACUUAUUUUUAUGUAGGAAGGCCUACAUAUUUAUGAUGCACAAUUUUAUUAUAAUAUCAGUUAUGCACUAAUUACGAUUUACCCAUGAAUUUUUAUUUUUUUAUAAUGGCGUUUUUGUCCGGAGAUUUAAGACACCCCUUCUCAUGUAUGAUGGUGCGGGUUCGGGGCCUACCAACGGCAAGUAUCCAUUUGGGUUUUUUCGAAGUUGUGAAUAUGUACCUACUGUUCAAGAUUAUUUAGGACAACACUGACAAACGGUGAAGGAAAACGUUUUAACGAAAUCGAUAUGAAGAUUGCAGUAAAGUUUUUAUUUGUUUCAUUACAAUUUAUUCCACAAAAUACCUUAUAGGAAAUUGAAGAUGAACGUGUUACAUUUAAGAUUAACUUCCUAAGCUAAAUAGAUAGGACUGAUUGAUGUCUUCCAAAUAAUUGUAAUAAAAACCUGAUUGAUUCCAUUCUAA